AUGGCGACACAAAAGACAAUGAAGGCCGUCGUAUUCGGCGGCGUUCGCAAGGUCUCCGUCGAGGAUCGUCCCGUGCCUCAGCGUGAGUCCCCCCCCUCAUCCCCGAGCAGUGUGCACGUACAAGACGAGAAGGAUGUCAUUCUCAAAGUACACGCCACUGCCCUCUGCGGAUCCGAACUCCACACGUACCGUGGUCUUGAUCCCCAUGCCGCUGCCGGCUUCAUCAUGGGCCACGAGUUCACGGGCGAGGUAGUCGAGGCAGGCUCUGCGGUCAAGACCCUCGAGGUCGGAGACAAGGUGGUCGUCCCAUUCACCACAUCUUGCGGUGAAUGCUUCUACUGCAAGCUCGGAGCCUCGGCUCGCUGCGCCAACGGCCUGCUUUUCGGCUGCGCCAAGCUCGACGGCGGCCAGGCAGAGUACGUCCGGGUGCCGCUGGCGGACGGCACCGCCGUCAAGGCGCCCGCCGAGGUGGACGACCGCGCGCUGAUCCUCAUGGGCGACAUCUUCCCCACCGGGUUCUUCGGCGCGCGGAACGCCUUCCGGUGGAUCGAGCCGCAGAGGCCCUCGGACGCCACCGUGGUUGUCAUAGGGUGCGGUCCCGUCGGGCUGUGCGCCAUCGUCGCCGCGCUCGAGUACAAGCCCAGGCACCUGUUCGCCGUCGACAGCGUCGAGAGCCGCCUCGAGCUGGCCCGCGGUCUGGGCGCCGAGCCCCUGAACUUCAUGACGGACGCAGAAGGCAUGCGCAGGCGGGUCCUGGAGGUGACCGAGGGGCGGGGGGCCGACGCGGUUGUCGAGGUCGUCGGCCUCACUCCCGCUAUGCGGACGGCAUAUGAUCUCAUCCGGCCGUUUGGCGUCAUCAGCAGUAUCGGCGUCCACCACGGCGAAAUCCCGUUUCAUGGCGAUGACGGAUACAACAAAAAUGUGAGGCUUCUCAUGGGAAGGUGCCCAGUGCGGUCCAUCUUCCCGGACGCCCUCAAAGUGCUGGCCAAGCAACAGCAUCUCUUCAGCUUUAUGUUUGAGAAGAUCACGCCGCUUUCGGACGCUGUAGAGGCGUACGAUCUCUUCGACAAGAUGAAGGUGCAGAAAAUUGUAUUCACACCGUGA
Messenger RNA from Thyridium curvatum, 1104 nucleotides. RefSeq lists its product as uncharacterized. NCBI's taxonomy places the organism in Eukaryota, Fungi, Ascomycota, Sordariomycetes, Thyridiales, Thyridiaceae. The coding region runs from base 1 to 1104 and encodes 367 amino acids. Gene Ontology annotation, molecular function: zinc ion binding; oxidoreductase activity. The transcript has 7 exons. The record is from RefSeq and is a predicted model, not a curated record.